This is a messenger RNA of Sus scrofa (pig), 3258 nucleotides long. RefSeq names its product SKI8 subunit of superkiller complex (gene SKIC8). The record is from RefSeq and is a predicted model, not a curated record. Gene Ontology annotation, cellular component: Cdc73/Paf1 complex. NCBI's taxonomy places the organism in Eukaryota, Metazoa, Chordata, Mammalia, Artiodactyla, Suidae. Gene Ontology annotation, molecular function: protein binding.
GCGCCCUGGGACCUAAGUGAUGUCCCGCCCCUUCGUGAGCUCAUUGCCGCGCGCCGAGGUCGCGCGGAGCCGGUCCUCGGAAGAGCUGAGGGGCUGUGCAGCCGGGCAGUGAGAGCUGUCUGGCCUUAAGCCCUUCAUCCUUGGGGAAGGAAAUGACUAACCAGUACAGUAUUCUCUUCAAACAAGAGCAAGCCCAUGAUGAUGCCAUUUGGUCAGUUGCCUGGGGGACAAACAAGAAAGAAAACUCAGAGACAGUGGUCACAGGAUCCCUGGAUGACCUGGUGAAGGUCUGGAAAUGGCGUGAUGAGAAGCUGGAUCUACAGUGGAGCCUGGAGGGCCAUCAGCUGGGUGUGGUGUCUGUGGACAUAAGCCACACCCUGCCCAUUGCUGCAUCCAGUUCUCUUGAUGCUCAUAUUCGUCUCUGGGACUUGGAAAACGGCAAACAGAUAAAGUCUAUAGAUGCAGGACCUGUGGAUGCCUGGACUUUGGCCUUUUCUCCUGAUUCCCAGUAUCUGGCCACAGGAACUCAUGUGGGGAAAGUGAACAUUUUUGGUGUUGAAAGUGGGAAAAAGGAAUAUUCUUUGGACACAAGAGGAAAAUUCAUUCUUAGUAUUGCAUAUAGUCCUGAUGGGAAGUAUCUGGCCAGUGGCGCUAUAGACGGAAUCAUCAAUAUUUUUGAUAUUGCAACUGGAAAACUUCUUCAUACGCUGGAAGGCCAUGCUAUGCCCAUUCGCUCCUUGACUUUUUCCCCGGAUUCGCAGCUCCUUGUCACUGCUUCAGAUGAUGGCUACAUCAAGAUCUAUGACGUACAACAUGCCAACUUGGCUGGCACACUGAGUGGCCAUGCAUCCUGGGUGUUGAAUGUUGCAUUUUGUCCAGAUGACACACACUUUGUUUCCAGUUCAUCUGACAAAAGUGUAAAAGUUUGGGAUGUUGGAACGAGGACAUGUGUUCACACCUUCUUUGAUCACCAGGAUCAGGUCUGGGGAGUAAAAUACAAUGGAAAUGGCUCAAAAAUUGUGUCUGUUGGAGAUGACCAGGAAAUUCACAUCUAUGAUUGUCCAAUUUAAACGUCAAAGUCCUCCAGGCUAAAGCUGCAAAGAGAAUGUAUAGCUUGAUCAUGACAUUCCUUACCUUUCUAACUUGUUUAAAAGAAGUAUAGCAUUUAUUGUAGCAAAAACUUAAAUUUUAUAGAAACAGUAUAAAUCUUUUCAUGUUUUAUUGGAAAUGCCGUUAAUAGUUUAACAUAAAGAACUCUUAAUGCAAACAUCUGCGUUCUUGAACAUGCUUCUUUUUGAUCUGCCCUCUUCCUGGUAGAACUGUGAGAGGAAUGGGCAUCAUUAUGUGAAAGCGGGUAUCUGGCCUCGGCAAUGAAGACAUCCAGGCACUUACUGUGCUUUCCAGGGUAGAAAUUCAGGCUCACUCUUCCAGGGCACAAGUCGUGCAGAAGCUGUGAUAGGAAGCUAACCUAUUUCAGAAUAAGUCCUAAAGGAGACAGGACAUUGACUGGGUGCGAACAUUCUGUGGUCCUAUCUGGGCAUUCUCUUGACAGAUUAAAAACGUGCCUUGCCCCACACCCUUUUUCACCCUAUUAGUUUUAGAGAAGUCUUACUUGCUGGGUGGAUACUGCUGCCUUAACAGUGUCUACAGGUUCCAGCCUGUACCUACUCUGGUUAACCUCCAGCCCUGCCUCCGUUAUCCCGGAGUACCUGUUCCUCAUUUCUUCUCAGCAGCCCACUUGAGACAUGGUCUGCAUGUGAAUGGGAAAGGAGUAAGUAACUAAAACUCUGAAGCUUGUUGCUUUUUACUGAUCCUAAUUUCAUAUGCUUCAUGUCAGGUCCCAUGCCUUUCCUUCAAACUGUCCCCAUAACCCUUUGCAUCAAACUGUGCUCUUUACUGUAGCCCCUUGCUUCUCUCCUGCCUCUUGGCCUGGUUCACCCUCCUCUAACCACAUAGCCCUUCCAUUUCCUCUCUCUAGAAGGUUCCCUCCCUCAGACUUUCAGAGGUCUCAUUGCUUUCAGGUAGUUGCUCAGGUGUCAGCUCCCAGUAGAGGCCUUCCCCUGGUCCCUUUCCCAAUACUCUCCUUCUUCACUGCAGUCAUCAUUACCUGAUGUUUGCAUUUAUCCCCCGUCCCCAAAGUAUAAGCUUGAUGAGUAGAAACUUCAUUGUAUCAACCAAUAUGAGGCAAACUGGCACUUAGCACUGUUCUUUGGAGCUCAAGAAAAUGGAAGGGAAAAAAAAAAAAAAAAAAAGCCCAAAACCAUCUGUCUCUCAUACCAGCUUGAUUUUAAUUUUAAGCUGACAAAUGUACAGGUGGCAUAAAUUUCAAGCAACACCCUCCAAAUUCUAUUACAUGACAAGGAGCUGAAUGUAAUUUUGCCCCAUCAUCAACUAGACAGUAAUUUUCUAGCAGUAAUUUAUUAGGAAGUCACAGCACAGAAACAAAACACCCUGGAGUUGUGGUCCAUUUGUAAAUUGAUUUUCAUAUAGGCUUAUUUGAAAGAAUAGGUUUUAUGUCUUUCCUGACUAUUGGUCAAAGUGGGACAGGUAGGCUUUUUUAUACCUUAUUUGCGCAAAUUGUGCCCACCCACUAGUCAGCAAUCUUCUGCUGGAGACUGGUCCAUCCUCUGGACCUACCUGCCAUGGGUCUGAUCUGCCCUUUGGCCCUCCUGGGGAGGUCCCUGGCCUCAGUCAAACUCUCAGGUACUGUAUAACCAAGUAAGGGUGUAUCUGAAAAGUGGCCUCUGCUUUAACCCAGCAGCUUAGAAGGCAGCAAUUUUUCUUUGUGAGUAUUGCGGGAAGGAAAGGAGUAGUGGCUAAAGGUUGAGGUAGCCCUAAAUUUAAACUGUAGUCUACCUGCCAGAAAAUUAAUGACUCGUGUCCCUUCAAACAAGCUAUCAUUUACAUGGCAGUCUAUAGAGACUGCAGUCCAGAGUAGAGCUUUAGUUCUCACUAAAUAAAACAUUAUCCCUUGAGCAGGAAGCCCUUUGUGAUAUGGCUGUGCAAGGAAAGGAACCAUCCUUUGGAAGGGAGUUGAAUCUGGGAGAAUGAGGUGGGAAACACUGAGAUGUUCUCUGCCUUUCCAGACCCUCAAGUCAUCCAGGAUCAGUGGUCAGACAGGGAAGCUGGCUGUGCCAUGGGGCCGAACCACCAGCAUUCUCCCAAGGCUUCUGUUGCUGCACUGAGGCUGCUGGGGACACGGAUGGUUUCGUUUUCUUUACAAGUAAGCACUUUGGUGGGAGAGCACUGCAAAGGCUG